AUGGAUGAUUACUGCUUCAAGUGGAAGGUAAAGCAUCAGUGGGGAGAUAAAAGCAUAUUUAGUGAAUAUUUUAACUCCUAUAAUUACACCUGGAGGCUUGGCUUGGUGUCUGUAAGCAGGCCAUAUGUGUACUUAGAGUAUUUUGGGUACUUGACAUUUGAAGUGUUUACAGACUAUGUCAUAUGCAUAGAGUACGCGGAUGGAGAAAAAGAAGAAAAAAGAGUGACAUUUGGCUUUGGAAGCCAGCUGGAGUUUGGGGUGGAGGUGCAGCCAAAGGAAAAGAAGACCAUCACAAUAAAAAUACUCUCGGCAGUGCGGUGCUACGAGGCCAAAAAAGACACACCCUACACAGGGCUAAUAAAUUUGGGCGCGACCUGCUAUUUAAACACGAUUAUGCAAACGCUCUUCCACAUAAAAGGCUUUGUCAAGGAGCUUUUCAAGCAAGCGCCCGGAAAAAAAACUGUUCAGAUGCAGAAGCUGUUUUACCAGCUGGGGAAAAAUGCAAUGUAUGCGGACACCAAAGAAUUCACGCACGCAUUCAAGCUGAAGGACGAAGACAUAGACGAGCAGCAGGACAUCCAGGAGUUCUUCAAAGCUCUUCUGGACGAGCUUGAAAAGGAGGCAAAGGGAACGCCUUUCUUCAAGUAUAUUGAGGACACUUUUUAUGGGACGCUGGGAACAACGAUUCGGUGCGAAAAGGGGUGUGUCCGGGAAAUUACAGAAAAGUACAAUGACCUCCAGCUGGUGAUGGAUCUCCCAUACAAUGAGAGCUCGAGAACGUCGCUAGAAGACUCUUUGCACAACUACAUCAGCGUGAUGCACCUAAAGGAGCCAAACUUAUACCACUGCGAAAAGCACGAAUACGUUCCUGCGACAAAGUCUGACUACUGCAAGACGUUUCCGCCGGUUCUGUUUCUGCAGAUAAAGCGGUUCAACAUGGACUACGAGACAGGCGAGGUGUACAAGCUGAACAACUACUACUCGUUCCCCAGCACGCUCGACUUGUCUCCGUACACGCAAAACAAGGCGGUCGACAACCGAUACACGCUCUAUGCAGUCAACGUGCACCAAGGAAAUGGCAUGUCGGAGGGGCACUACUAUGCAUACAUAAAGAAGCACGACGGAUGGUACAAGUUUAACGACAGCUAUGUCACCCGGUGCAUGGAGGAGGAGGCCAUACAGGAGACGUUUGGAGGGCGCCAUGCAUACAAGAACAAGAUAAAAACAGCAAACGCCUACUACCUGGUGUACGUUAGAACGUCGCAAAUGGAGGAGAUGCUCAAUGCAAACAUUGAGGUGGUGCCCGAGGACGUCAGAAGCUCGAUUGAAAAGGAGCUUUUUCUCUCAAAAAAGGCGCGGCUGGAGGUAUACAUGCCAAGCAUACUCAAGGGGUACUGGGGCCUGGGAUACUUCUCGGACGACCACCAAUACUUGAGAGUCUCCCCGGGCGUGCUGGAGCUAGAGAACUCACAGUCGUACAACCAGGUGGUGGCGCAGGUGAAAAAGCUGCUCUCUCGGCCGAAUGCAGCCAUAGACUCUAUUCUGCUGUACUCUAUUGAAAGGGAGACGGCGCUUCGGCAGGUCAGGGAGGGGUCUAUUGUGGCAGACAUGGCCGGCAGCUCGCUGUUUGCUAUAGAGGCAGACAAAAAUAUAACCAAAGACGACUCGUUUAUUCUAUUUAUAAAACAGGCAAAAGCGAUGGGGCAGCCGUACGACCUAAAGGUGCUUAUAGACAUAAAGUCGGUACACGUUGUGAACAAAAAGGCGUGUGUAAAGGAGUGGAUCAAGGCCGGGCACAAGCUGACAAUACCGCCAUUUGCAGAGAUUAGCGGAGUGCCCAAGGAGAUAGAUGACAGUGUUACGUUUGAAAAGCUGUUUUCGGGAGAGUCGGGCGUAAUCAUUCUGGAAGCAGGCGCGAAGGUCCUUGCAGAGUACUUCAAAACCCUGGCAACGCACAAGAUAUACACUCUUGUGCACAAGGGCGAGCAGGUGAGCAACUACUGGGUGCCUUCCGACAUAACAGAGGAGCAGCUCCAGGGCGUGCUAGAGCGCACAAUGGAGUCCAAGAAGUUCCGAAUAACAGAGAUUGCGAAGGGAAAGGUCCACAUAGAGCUGGAAAAGGGGCAUGUUUUGGCCUAUCUGUCUGCACUGGGAGACAAGACAGAGAAUGUGAACCUGUCUGAAAAGAAGGCGUACAUUCUGCCAGAGUACGUUACGGGCGAGCAGGUUCUGCAGGCCUUGGGCUUGGAGAACAGCGCAGCGCUCACAGCAGACACAAAAAUACUGAAGGCGUAUCCGGGCGUGGAUACUCUUUCAUCCUACAAGAUCACAGCCAGCAAAAUAAGCCUAAAGGACAUGGUUUUGCUGACCGUGCAGGAGGUUGACAAAAAGAUAAAGAUUGAGGCCGUUAUAAAAUACAGCAGCGAGACCAUCGGGUAUCCGUUUAUGAUUGACUUAGAGGCAAAGAAAAGCGCCAUGGAGAUAAAACGGAUAUACGGGCUGGAGGAAAGUGUUUUGAUAAAAUCCACUCCGAUCAAGCAGACGCAGAUAGAGGAAAUGGCGUCGGUGAGGAAACUCUCAAAAACUGAGCGGCUUGUUUUUAGGAUCACUUACUAUCAGAAAUAUCAGCUAAAAUUCACUAGGCUGUAUUUUAGCUACUAA
Molecule: messenger RNA, 2661 nt
Organism: Nematocida major
Lineage: Eukaryota; Fungi; Microsporidia
Product: ubiquitin carboxyl-terminal hydrolase 7
Exons: 1
Coding region: 1-2661 (886 amino acids)
Biological process (GO): protein deubiquitination
Cellular component (GO): cytosol; nucleus
Molecular function (GO): cysteine-type endopeptidase activity; cysteine-type deubiquitinase activity
Source: RefSeq, a predicted model, not a curated record